Messenger RNA from Haliotis rubra (blacklip abalone), 3310 nucleotides. RefSeq lists its product as uncharacterized. NCBI's taxonomy places the organism in Eukaryota, Metazoa, Mollusca, Gastropoda, Lepetellida, Haliotidae. Gene Ontology annotation, molecular function: protein binding. The record is from RefSeq and is a predicted model, not a curated record. The transcript has 8 exons. Gene Ontology annotation, cellular component: plasma membrane. Bases 581 to 2695 code for a protein of 704 amino acids.
AAGUGUGGAGAGGGGACUAUAUAAUACACUGCUUUGUGUGCAGUUGACAAACUCCUGCAUCUCUUCACUGAUUGCCUGAGUCUCUGUGUGCCAGGGCCAUUCAGGCACCUGCAUUCUGAGGUUACGUCUGCAUGCUCAGGGAUUCAAUUUUGCCAAAGGCAAUGGUGUGGCUGAUAUUUGUGUGCAAUCAAUCUUUGAUGAUUUAAUUAAGGCUGCAAGGAUUAUUGAUAAUGUCAGCCUUGUCCUGACUUAGUUCCUUCUAGGUGUGGGGUGAGAUCCCAGGAGGGAACACUGUACAGCUAUCGUGUGUUUAAGUCUCAUUCAGUCUUGGAUCCCUACUGGAUUAGCAGCUUGUGCUAGUGGCUGACAUAUGGACAUUCUUGACAUGUAUUCUAUACCUGGCACAAGCACUGAAUAUCCUCGCCCACAGUGGAUAUGCUUGGAUUACGAAAUAGUAUUGCUUUGAUACAACACUGAUUUCUUACAAAAGAAACAAACAUGGAGGAAAGCAUAAUUAAGGACACCUACUGGGGCUGAGGAUUGUAUGGAAACAAUUACUAGGCCCAGAGUAUCUUGGUAGAUGGGGCAAGUCUGCCUUCAAAUUUCUAGUAGUAGUCAAGUACAGCAGCCCAAAAUGUUCUCCCCACUCAGCAGAUAUCCUGAUUUGCAGUUGCGGGUUCGCCCCCGGCACAUGGAGGUAGUACACUACCUCCAAUACGGACACACGUGGAAGCCCCUUCGUCGAGCUCAGCGGCGACAGAUGAAACUCAUGGCCACAACACAAUAUCAGAAAGGGGAGGUAAUCCUUCGAAAUCUUGCAGAAGAACUUCUGAAUGAAGAUGAAUGCAGUGUGUUCAAACAAGCUUUACAGCACUUCCGGGUGUCUAAAUCUGUGCCCACAUUAUGCACUGAGCUAAAACCUGUGAUAAAUACAACUGAGAAGCUGAUGCUCCUCCUGGAGCUCAGUGGCAAACUUCCUCUCCAACUCCAGAGGGACUUCCAUAAGCUCUGUAGCUUGCAGUUUUCGAGUUAUGAGGCAUUUUUAAAGUAUUUUAAUACUGGAAACCCCUUAAGUGAUGAUCCUAAAGUUAUUGCAAAGGAUUCAUCGGGACAAUUUCAAGUUGUGUCAACAGGAUUUGAGAAAAAAAUACAUGUAGUGCCCUAUGAUGAAACUAAUGGUACUGAUGGGAUAUCUCUGCCUGGUACCAGUGUUACAAGUGGAGUAUACAGUGAGUUUGAUGAUCACUCGAGGAAUGGAACAGUGACCAAGGAAGAAGCUGAAAUGAUACUGAAUCAUUCACUCAUGAAACCGGUGAGAGCAGCAGACCAAUAUCAACCUCAGAAUCAAGAUAUGUCAAAGACUCCAUCACGUGUGUCACUGAAGUCGCUUCAGCUGUCACAAAAAUCAAAGGGACACAGUAGGAAAUCAAGCACACAUUCCAAUCAUCAUCUGAAUCGGAUACCUUCCAAGAGCACGUCGACUGUUAAUCCAGAAAGCCCCACGAUACAGCCAGAAGGAAGCAACUCCAAGAAGCAAGUGCUACUAAACAGGCGUGAGGAUGGCAGUCUUGGUGUUGGCAUCAAAGGCGGCAAGGAGUAUGGGACCCCUAUCAUGGUGUACCUAGUGGAGUCCAACAGUCAGGCAGAGGAACAGGGUCUCAGUGUUGGAGAUCGCAUCCUUGAGGUGAAUGGUACAGACUUUAGGCAACUGACUCAUGCUGAAGCUGUGAUACUGAUGCUCAAUGCCUGGAAUCUCAUCAUGGAAGUGGAGACAUCUCAUGAAGUUGAUGGGCACCGACUUGUGUCACCUACAACAGGCAACAGCACAGAUGUGAUUAUCUACCCAACAAAUGGUGGCAAGCUUGGCUGUGCUGUUUUCAGGGACCCAGUGGCAGGAGACAUCAUUGUGAAGGAGGUGGAAGCAAACUCUCCUGCAGACAAGGCUGGCCUCAAGAAGGGAGACUGCAUAAUGAAGAUUGAUGGAUUAAGUGUAAAUAUUCUCUCUGAGAAGCAGAUCUCUGGCCUCACCAAUUCAAAGAGAGUGAAACUCAACAUCAAGAGGUCUCUGUAUGACAAAGAGAACAACCCUCCCUUGAAGACUGGAACAGACACAGUGGGAAGUGAUGAAGUGUUCACACCAAUGCGUCUCCCUUCGCCAUCAUCACCAUCCUCACCACCAGAUGCCUUCUUUGCCUCGUCUACUCCCCGAUAUCCAGCUCAAAAUGUCAACCACCAUGACCAUCAUCACCAACUUCCUGGAAGAACCCUGUCAUCCAAUCUAGCAGACAAUAAAGGUACAGUGAGCCAUGUGUGGAGGGAUGACGGCCACCAUUACCCCCAUGACCACAGGGACACACGACACCAUGUGACAACAACGUAUGCCAAACAUAAUCAAAAUCUUUACAUUCCUCGGCAGUCAACUUACACGCCAAGAAUGACCAUGGUGUAUCAUACCAAAUCUGCUGCAAACACACAUGAACGGUCAAGGUCAGUGACUAGAAUAAAGAAACAAAUGCCCCAGUAUGUACGGAGUCGGUCUCAGUCACCUCACUCACUACGCAAUGCUCCGUCUCUCACAACGGAAGAUCGUGUUGUUCUCCAUGCAGUUCAGAGUGGAAUACAGAAGCGUCAACGGGCUCUCAGACUCUCUCUGUAUCAGCUACCAGACACCAAUGAUGAUGACUGGAAGAUCUGACUGGCCACUCAAAACAAAGACAAUCAUGUCUAACUGAAUGACCAAAUAACACAUGGUACUGUGUUUGGUUCAACAUAUUCAUGACACUACCUACUCUCUAAUCAUGCUGCUGAAAUAUUUGUAACUUAUUUCUCAGAAUUAUUUGUUCUUAAAACUACAAGGGUAUUAGAACAUGUUAAGCAGAAUACAAUAUAUAUCAUGGCUGAUUGGAUAUGUUUGUGUCAAUGUAACAGAAAGGGUAAAAAACAUGGAGUGAAAAUAUAAAUCUGAUUAUCACGUUCUGAAAUAGAUCAUGUACUUGUGAGCCUCAAGCCAUGUAUUGUUAUUAAAUCUCUACCUGUUUGUGUCUAUCAUCCUGCAUCUAUCAUCACAUGCCCUACAAUUACAAGAACAGGUGGACCUCCUCAACUUGUGUGUGUCCAUCAACACAUGCCCUACAAUGACAAGAACAGGUGGACCCUCUUAACUUGUGUGUGUCCAUCAACACAUGCCCUACAAUGACAAGAACAGGUGGACCUCCUCAACUUGUAUGUGUCCAUCAACACAUGCCCUAUAAUGACAAGAACAGGUGGACCUCCUUAACUUGUGUGUGUCCAUCAUCACAUGCCCUACAAU